CAAUUCUUCCAAAGAAAAAAAAAGGCAAAUUGAUUAUCAACCGUCAGAUUAUUCAUAUUGCCAUCAACGUUAACCAAUCUCUACACAGAUCAUCUAUCUGCCUUCUCUCUAUUUUUUGCUGUUUUUCGCUCCUCUCCCUCUCUGUAUCUCUCCGGCUAGCCGUUCUCUAACGUGGUGUAACAGUAGCAGCCGUUGGAUUAUCGCGGUUUCCAUCUGUAAAUGGGCUGCUUCCACUCAAAGGUAGCUAGAGAAUUCCGAGGACACGAAGACCCUGUUAAGCUUGCCUCCGAGACUGCCUUUAGUGUGAGUGAGGUUGAAGCAUUGUUUGAGCUCUUCAAGAGCAUAAGCAGCUCGGUUGUUGAUGAUGGUUUGAUUAACAAGGAGGAGUUUCAACUUGCUUUAUUCAAGAGCAGGAAGAGGGAGAAUAUAUUUGCUAACAGGAUAUUUGAUAUGUUUGAUGUUAAACGAAAAGGAGUAAUUGAUUUUGGAGACUUUGUAAGGUCGCUCAAUGUGUUCCACCCCAAUGCUUCUCUAGAAGACAAAAUUGAUUUUACGUUUAGGCUUUAUGACAUGGACUGCACGGGUUACAUUGAACGUCAGGAGGUUAAGCAAAUGUUGAUUGCCCUUCUCUGUGAAUCUGAAAUGAAGUUGGCCGAUGAAACCAUAGAGAUAAUACUAGAUAAGACAUUUGAGGAUGCAGACGUCAAUCAAGAUGGAAAGAUUGAUAGACUAGAGUGGAGAGAUUUCGUGAACAAGAACCCAUCAUUACUUAAGAUCAUGACACUCCCAUAUCUCAGGGAUAUUACGACAACGUUUCCGAGCUUUGUUUUUAAUUCUGAGGUCGAUGAGAUUGCCACAUGAAGAAAGAAAGAACAAGACCAGCGAGUGUUUGCAAACACAGUAGAACUAGAGAAUAUAUAUUUUUUUCUUUUAAUUGUUUCCUUUUCUGGGUUCCUAUUUGCUUCUCAGAACAGUUUUGAAAUCCUAGCUGAAAAAAAAACAAAGAGCGUAUCACCAAUCCAAUCCUGUACGUCAUAUGUAUACUUAGGAAGUGUUAAUGAGUUUGUAGUAUUGUACAUACCACACAUCA
Brassica oleracea var. oleracea is the source of this 1090-nucleotide messenger RNA. RefSeq names its product calcineurin B-like protein 1. The record is from RefSeq and is a predicted model, not a curated record. Gene Ontology annotation, molecular function: calcium ion binding; kinase binding. The transcript is spliced from 9 exons. Gene Ontology annotation, biological process: calcium-mediated signaling. Bases 220 to 861 code for a protein of 213 amino acids. Lineage: Eukaryota; Viridiplantae; Streptophyta; Magnoliopsida; Brassicales; Brassicaceae.